Messenger RNA from Physcomitrium patens, 4803 nucleotides. NCBI's taxonomy places the organism in Eukaryota, Viridiplantae, Streptophyta, Bryopsida, Funariales, Funariaceae. The record is from RefSeq and is a predicted model, not a curated record.
UUUUUUCUUUUCUUGUUUCUGAAUCUAAAUCCGAUUAAAAUUCUUGACUAGUAUCUCGUUAUGUAAAGCAGUCGCAAGUGAAGAACAUUUCUCAAAGAAGAGUAAGCAGACGGAGUCAACAACAUAUCGAUACUCAUCCCCGCUGCGCCUUGCAACCGAUACACUCCAAACCCAGCUCACGUCACUUCAUUCCAUAGAGAUCAAUGUCGCAUGUCCAGCCCUUUCAAACCUUGCAGAGCUCCAUUAUUUCAAGAGAGAUUCAUACGACUAUGGCAAUUUGUUUUAGCUCUAGACUGUGGUCUCCUUCGAAACCCAUGAAUCGCCACUUCACAGCUGCUAGUUUUCAACUGCAGCUAUAUAGAAUUGAAUUUUAAGUCCCAACAUCAGCUCCGGUGCCGAGGAUUCUCGAUUUCGUGAAGUGAGUUGGCUUGCUUUGGUUAUGGUGCUACGUUUGGAUCGCGGUUUCGGUGCUUGGUCGAGGCUAGAGUGAACUUCGCGACUCUAAAAGGAUAUGAGAGUAGCAGAUGUGGAGGAGGAAAGUCUCAUCCUGCUCCGAUGGAUAUAUUGCUGCCCGGGUGAAGUUAAGAUUUGUUCACUGAUUUUCGGAUUGCAAUAGCCAGGACAUGGUGAUGUCUACAUGAUUAAUGUUCGGAGGUUUUAUUUAUCACUAUUCUGCUAGGAUGAAGGUUUUUCUACCAGGGUAUUGAAGCGGUUCACGGCUCUGCCAGCAGGUCGAAACAUGUGAAUGCCGUACAUAGAGUUGUAGAGCCAAUUUGGUGCUACAAGUAGUUUUUAGCUUGUGCAAUAGCUCUAGAGUGAGAAUGCAUUGUCGCAUUUAGUUCCGGCUAUCGGGUGAAAUCCUUACACUUGUGUUGAUUCAUCUCCUUUGAGUGAAGAAAUUCUGGAAUUAAAAAGCAGGAAGCAUGGCGAAUGCAGCGGUCUUUGACUCGUUUUUCCGAAUGGCGGAUCUAGAUCGCGAUGGUCGUAUCAGUGGGAGUGAAGCAGUUGGGUUUUUUCAGGGCUCUGGGCUACCGCAAGCCACUCUCGCAAAGGUCUGGCAAUUUUCGGAUCGAAGUCACACAGGCUUUCUGUCACGGCACGAGUUCAACAACGCAUUGAAACUGGUGACAAUAGCACAAACGGGGAGAGACCUUACACCAGAGUUGGUGAAUGGAGCUUUGAACGGUCCGACAAGUUCACACAUUCCUCCUCCACGGAUUAAUACACCGACUCCACCAUCUCCUCCAGCUCGGGCUCCAUCAGUUGCUUCACAGGGGAGUUAUGCGCAGCAGUUUCCAGCACAAAAUGAUCAAGCUUAUCAGCUUAGCACAUGGGGUGGGUAUAGUGACACCCCACAGUUUGCUUCACUUCGCGGUGGUGUCCCAGCAAUGUCUAAACCACAAGGGUGUUACUCUUCCGUUGGUAAUAUAUCUCAGGGGACACCGUCACUACCACAGCAAUCCAGGCCUAGUUUUCCUUCGACUGGACAAGGGAUGACGGAGACCAGGCCGACCUUAGGAGGUUUGAUGGGUACUUACUCGCAUCUAUCUGGUGCACAGUUUUCCAGCGUCAUUGGUUCAGCUGGUUCGGGGUUGCAAUCUGCUGCAGAUUCAAGGUUUCCAGGACCUAAUACUUCAAGCGCCCUACUAUCGACAGGAGGUUCUUUGCCGAGCUCAACGAGCUUGUCUGCUUUCCAAGCAGGGGGAGCUGGAGGUCUCAAGACUGGACCGGAGUCUACAAGUAUCGGGGAUCUAUAUGGGACGCCAGCAUCGACAAGUCUAGCUGCUGGUAGCUAUUCGAUAAAGGCGAAGUCUACUUCAGAAGCACAAGGCUUCGGAGUAACGUCCCGGAGAAGCUCUGUUGAUCCUGUGGCGCUUGCACCCACAACACUUUCCUCUUCAACCAGCUUAGUCGCUAAUUCUACUCGUUUUUCACAGACCCCGCUGAUGGGUCCUGUAUACGGUACCAGACCCCUAAAUGAACCAGCGGUGACUCCUCCUUGGCCUCGGAUGAAUCAAAGUGACGUUCAGCGAUACACGCGUGUGUUCAGCAAGGUGGACACUGAUCGCGAUGGGAAGAUCACCGGAGAGCAAGCUCGCGCACUUUUCCUCAGCUGGCAACAACCGAGAAAUAUUCUGAAGCAGGUCUGGAGUCUUUCCGAUCAAGAUGGUGAUAGCAUGAUGUCGGUACGCGAGUUUUGUACAGCGCUGUAUCUUAUGGAGCGUUUUAGGGAAGGCCGAUCUCUUCCUAGCAAGCUUCCACCGGGCAUCCACCUUGAUGAUCCGCCUACUCUUGAUGAGCAGAUGUCUUCAACUCCUCGUCCUGGCUAUAGUUGUGCUAAUUGGCAGAACCGAGAGAACACGCCGCAAGUGGGUCCAGGAUAUACGCCAGCACCGAAACGUGCUACGUUAUUGACCACUCGAGAAGCACAAACUCGUCUCCAAAAUUUAACUCCAAGCGGAGGAACUAAUGUUGAUUCCCUUAUGGAUUCUUUCUGGAAAUUCAACGAUUCAAAUGGGAAAAGGCAGCCUGCUAAAGAAGCUCCAAGUGCCAUUCGAAGGGGACUGGAAAUAUCUCAGAAUGAAGUGAGGGUGGAAACGAAGCUGAUGGAGCCAAGACAGAAGGCAGCGUACUACCGAACCAAGCUCCAAGAAGUCGUUCUGUUCAAAACUAAAUGUGACAAUAAGAUCACAGAGACAACUGAGAGAACUGCUGCAGGCAAGCGAGAGGUGGAGUCAUUGGCAAAGAAAUACGAUGAGAAGUUUAAAGCUGCAGCAGAAUUGAAUGCCCAGUUAGCUGUUCAGAAUUCAGCUCUUCGAGAAACUCAGGAGAAAAAAUUGGAGCUUCUAGAUGCACUUUUCAAGAUGGACAAUGGUGGUGAUCCUAACGCCCUUCUUCAGAAAAGAGCAGAUCACCUUGCAACAGACCUGGAUAAAUUAAAGAUAGCACUUCGUGGUCGUUGUCAACGUCUUGGUGUGAAAGUUAGAGAGAGCAUUCCAAUGGAGAUGCCUUUUGGCUGGACCCAAAACCUUCAAGAGAAAGCUGCUGAGUGGAGCGAAUGGGGUGAACUGGAGGAUCCAGAGUUUUCUGUGGUCAAAAAUCUGACGAAUGAGGUGCCUUCCGUAGAGAAGCCAUGCGCUGCUGCCAGUUGGGGUAAUAAGCCAGAGAAAUCAGUUGAGAAUGACUAUUAUCAUGUCCCUAACAACAAUAACAGUGCAGGAAAGGAAACUGCACUGCCACCUGAAUCAGCCAAAGAUAUGCUCUCUCCACUUCGUAAUGAAACUCCAGCAAGGAAGGUAGUGAGCUUCAGCGAUGAUGUCUUGUUAUUUAAGCCUUCUUCCGACUUAGAAAUUCGUCGAAACCGGCCAACUUUUUCGGUCUCAACAACCAAUCCUUCUGAAAGAAGUGCAAAUGCAACAGAAGAGCAGGAGUUUGAAUCAAGUGUAUCCAAUGGUUCUCCAGCAUCCAGCCCUCCCACAAGCAGUCCGGGAACAGAGCGAGGCUCUAUCGCUCCCGAUGCCUUUAGUGGAAUUGGCUCCUCUUGGGGCUUUGCAUGGAACGACAACGAUGUCGAUUCAGGUCCACGAACUUCGUGGAAUGUGCAGAGUAAACCAUUCAGCACGCAGGAACCUCUGGAAGUCGCUAACCAGCGUGGUUUAAUACGAUUCAGUGGCUCUAGAAGUUCCGUGGUACCAGAUGAUGAUUCCUUUGACUUGGACUCACCACGCGCAUUAACAGUUGGAAGAUCCUCUAGCCCCGCACAGCCACAUGAAAGAAAUGUAACGAAUCUCAGUCGUAGUAUCGACUCUUUUAUGACGGUUGCACCGUUAGCUAUAAAAGAUUCCAACAAAAAAUUAUCACCAUCCGGGGGGGACCCAAGCCCAAAAGCUGCUCCUACUCCAUCACCAGUUUCUCCAAGCCCAAAAGCUAACUCCACUCCAACACUAGUUAGUGCAAGCUCAAAAGCUGCUCCCACUCCAUCAUCAGUUAGUGCGAACCCCAAACCUGCUCCCACUCCAACACAAGUUGGUGCAAAUCCAAAAGCCUCCAAGCGAAACAGCGGAUUCUUUCGGUUCUUUGGAACGAACCAGUCCCGUAACCGCAAGCAGAGAUCCAGCUAAAUACACAACGCAUGGGAUGUUCUAGCAUUUGGUACUCUCAACCCUGCAUCGCCUCACCACCGCUUCCACAGACGAAGUCACAAAUAGCCCAUGUAAGACGUCGGCAUGCACUGACUGGUGAGAAAUGACCCUGCAGCUUUUAUAAACUGGCUAGAUUCCUGCACCAGUCUUCAAACAAACGAAGCACACAGCAGUGAGUUGCUCUCUACCGACAAGCUGGAUCUAGAUUCUGAGCGACAUGACUUUUCAGUGCAAAACAAGCGCAUGCUUCUGACGAUUGGCAAGGUUUUUGUCGUUGUUUUUGAGGAUGAUUGGUUCAUGUUUUGUGUGCUACUCUGGCACACAGGGCUUGUCUCACCACCUUGCUGUGGGUCUCCUUACUGUGGUUUACAUACAGAUUCAUUUGAUGUAGCUCUUUAGUGUAGGUCUUUGAUCAUUAGAGUGUCAAGUCCCAGUGCAGGGUACUUGUGUGAAGAAUAAAUAGCAAGCUUCAUUAACUAGUAAGUGUGUGCGUUGGAUGCUCAUACUGCUCUUCCAAAUGGGUGAGCCCUUGAGAUCAUUGCGAUUAUUAGGAUGCUUAUGAUAUUUUCAAAUGGGUGAGCCCUUCGACGAAAUCAGAUUUCUUUCUUUGCCGUCAAAGAUUGUGCAGGGAAGGAACUUUUGUCUCCCUCUUUGCAACCUA